GCUGGUGUGAGAAAGAUAUGGUAGAACCUAAAUCUAUUUAUUCGGUGUGCGAUGUUUGAGUCUGAUACAGUGAGCUGAAGAAAACCUAAUCUGAGAAAGAAAGAAAGAAAGAAAGAAAAUAAUAGAAGCAAUAGUUAAAAAUGCAGGGAGGAAAGAAUACAGGAGAAUCCAUGAAGGAAAAGGCUUCAAACAUUGGUGCUUCUGCCAAAGCUGGCAUGGAGAAGACCAAGGCCACUCUCCAAGAGAAGGCAGAAAGAAUGACAGCACGUGAUCCGUUGCAAAAGGAAUUAGCAACCCAGAAGAAGGAAACUAAGGUCAACCAGGCUGAGCUGGACAAGCUGGCGGCCCGUGAACAUAACGCUGCGGUGAGUGAGCAUAACUCGGCGGUGAAACAGGGAGCCACCUACUCCACCACCGGGGAGCAUGGUCAUCCCACGGGAUUCCACCAGAUCUCGGCGAUGCCAGGUCACGGGACUGGGCAGCCCACGGGCCACGUGACUGAAGGAGUCGUGGGCUCGCAUCCCGUUGGGACCAAUAGAGGCCUGGGAGGCACAGCUACGGCCCGUAAUACCCGUGCAGGUGGAAACCCGAAUGAUUAUGGGUAUGGGACUGGAGGUACUUACAGUUAAAUAAUGAUGAUUAUACUAUAAUCAAAUAAGUUAUUGGCAACGGUUUAAUAAAAACGAUGUAGUUGUUUUCUGUUCAUGCUUUGCUUUUUUUUCUGUCCCCUUUUCCCUCCAUUUUUGUCAUGGAGAGUGAAUGGGGUGUUGUUACUAGCUACUGUAAAACUGCUUUCUUUCACUGUACUGUCCCUUUAUGUAUCACUUCCGUUUCAAUAAAUAAACAAGAUGCGUGUAGUGUAUUA
Messenger RNA from Vigna angularis (adzuki bean), 865 nucleotides. Its product is annotated as 18 kDa seed maturation protein. The transcript is spliced from 2 exons. Bases 141 to 629 code for a protein of 162 amino acids. The record is from RefSeq and is a predicted model, not a curated record. Gene Ontology annotation, biological process: embryo development ending in seed dormancy. NCBI's taxonomy places the organism in Eukaryota, Viridiplantae, Streptophyta, Magnoliopsida, Fabales, Fabaceae.